UUUUUUUUUUUUUUUUUUUUUUUUUUUUUCCAAAAUAAAUCUGUUUCGUAGAACUUGUUUGACCGAUCUGUUUAAACCACACUCCUCCAAUCGCAUUUCCAAACUUUUGCUGCCGUACAGCGAAAUGAGCAUAUAAUAUCUCCGUGACCGGUGAACGUAAUGCCUUCCUUUAUCGAACAUUGAGAAAUACCUCAUUCGGCCGGCAAGGCACGUUGGCAAGGCACGUCUACUAGGUUGGUGCUUAUUGAACCAUGGUAGUAGAAGCGAUGGUCACGUUCCUUCGAUGCUGCUUGAACCGAACGACCAGAUUAGAGCCCCAUCAUGGGUCUGUCCGCUCGGUCUGUGUGUUCGGUCUGUGGGCAAGCGGUUAGGGGUCGCACGGUCAACAACGGUCUUCUUUCCCCCCCUUCAGGAUGGGGGCUCUUUUCCAUGGAUUAGCCCAGAGUUGUCUCCACAAUCACCCCGUCGCUAAAAAUGGUGGCGGGAAGAUCCUGAUCAUCAAAGCACGAAAGAGGCGACGGGGUGGUCAUGGAUCCAUGCGUCUUCCUUGUUCUCGUGUUUUCCCCUUCACAAAAGCCGCAAUGGCAAAAAAAAAAUCUAAGAUAUUGACCGUAGAGCAUGUUAUAUUAUAUGUAUUAUUAUAUUUAAAAGAAGAAGUCAUAAACGGAGUUGCAGUUGGGUAUCCAUCACUGAGUGGUGGCAAGGUGCCUAUGGUGUUAAUCUAGAGGCUUGGGAUCCCCCAACCAAGCCAGAAGACCAAGCCAGAGAGAGAAAACAACCUUCCAGGCUGAAUUGUAAGGCAGCAAGCAUAUGGAUAUCUGGUAUCCAAGUAGCAAGUAAUAAGGAAAAUAAAGAGAUGACAUAUCAGAUA
Molecule: messenger RNA, 871 nt
Organism: Annulohypoxylon maeteangense
Lineage: Eukaryota; Fungi; Ascomycota; Sordariomycetes; Xylariales; Hypoxylaceae
Exons: 3
Coding region: 414-725 (103 amino acids)
Source: RefSeq, a predicted model, not a curated record